AUGAGAUUGUACGCGUUAAUUUUCACCCUGGCCGUGCUACACGCCCGCGCCGCCUGUAUCCCGAUCGAAGCGGAGAAACCCCAAGCAGAUGAAAUUUUUAAACAUGAAGAGAGCAAGGAAACCGUCGAACAACUGAACAAUGUUGACAAAGCUGAAAACAAUUUACGCAAUACACCCGAUGUUAUCCCCGUUGCGAUCGUAGAAGACACAAAACCGGCGCAGGAAAUAAACGAAAACUCUAACGACUAUAUACCAAGCGACGAUGAACCGAGCAUUAAUAUCAAACGAGUGGAGAUUGACUUGGAAAACCCGGGACAACCGCAGCGGCAAGAGCACGAAACCCAGAACCCUGAAUUUUACGCCGAAAGGAACAACUUGGUGUCGGACAUCAGACAGAAGCUUCUAGAUACUGAAAAUGUUUUCAAAAAAAGCGUAUCGGAGGUGAACGAAGGCUUUGAAAACUGGGUCCCGAAUAGCGAACACCUAACAGUUAUUCAGAAAGACAUUAAGGAAAUGCAAAACAAGUUCCUCACGCAGCUCUCAAAUCUAAGGCAGACGCUGGAGGCUUAUCUUAGCCCGCAGAGUACUAAAUCGGACAUAGAGGACACAGAGUAUGUCGCUAAUUUGAGAGACGUCAGGAAUCGGUUGAAAGUAUUAGAAGUCAACUUUAAGGCCGGCGUACAAACUUUAUCCGAAGGUGUAAAGGCAUUAGAAGCCGCGAAGGCGGAUGGUGCCAGCGCAGGUGCCGCUGAAAAACCUUCCGAAACAGGCUCACCAAAUCCGGCCCCAGCCAAUCCGUCCGAACCUUCUACUAAUCCAAUAAGUCAAUUCUUCUCAACGUUUUCGAAUGCAAUUGGAAACGCUAUUAACAACAUGCAGUCUACUUUCCAAUCUCUCACCAACCCUCCGAAUCAGACCCCUCCAGUCGGGGCUCAAUCUGAUGAGGCUGCUACCCCCGCCCACCCUUCUAUGUGGGAGGUUUUUCAAACGCAGUUGAAUCAAAUUUUCAACGGAGGCCAAACCAGUGAUCAAGCUCAAGCGCCUUCAGACACGCCGGUAAAUCCAUUUGUCCAAGCUUUCCAAUCCAAUCCUUUGAUUCAAGGUUUCAUAAACCAAUUCAGACCUCAAGCAAAUCCUACCCCAAAUGCCGCCGAAGCCAAACCACAAAAUAGUCAACCAGCACAGACUGUAUCGGCGCCAUCUCAACCAGUCCAGCCGCAAUCUGCACAAACCCUAACUGCACAAUCACAAGCUGUACAACCUGAGUCAAUACAGCCUCAGCCUGAGUCGAUACAACCUCAACCUGUACAGCCACAGGCAAGUCAAGAAACACAGCCCCAGCCAGCCGAACCACCUAAGGAAACCCCAGCUGCAACUGCUCAAAUUGGUCCCAUCAGACAAAUGGUUGAAAAUAACCCCUUUGUGAAGGGUAUCGUACAGAGAAUACAGAGUAUAUCAAACCCAGAGAAGCCAAGGCAGAAGGUGCCAGUACAGGCUCCCGAAUCCGUUAAACCCGAGGUAUCCGUGAAUGAACCCAUUUCUGCGACAAAAGGUCACGGCGGCGGAGGAAGUGAAGCUGGCGAUAAUAUCGACAGCGACAGGGCAGCCAUGAGCGUACCCAGCGAGGAAAAGGUCGAAAAAGUUCCACAGAAGUGUGAAAAAGAUAAGGAUGUAGAUCUAGCAAACGACAAGAAGGAGAAAGAAGCUGUACCACUGCCUGAUAAGACUGAAUAG
Messenger RNA from Parnassius mnemosyne (clouded apollo), 1734 nucleotides. NCBI's taxonomy places the organism in Eukaryota, Metazoa, Arthropoda, Insecta, Lepidoptera, Papilionidae. The record is from the annotation of a GenBank genome assembly.